GACCAACCGGAAACUUACGCCUAUACCGCUAUUCGAGCGCAGGAAACAACAUAGAGGACAGCUUAAGUCGGGUUUUAUUGCGGAUUAGAAAUAUGUUAUUUAAAACAGCUUCACAUACAGUUCAUGGCAUUUAGGUAUUUUCCUAUUCAAGCAGAUAGGAGUUGAUUUUGCAUUAGCAAAACAGCUGCGCGCACGCGAGGAUAAUAUGGUCACCGAGUGAACCGAGUUUACAAGAAACGGACUUUAUCUACAGCGACGCCGCAGAGAGCAGAUGAACGGGUCGGUCGGGUCAGUCGGGCCGAUGCGUGUGUUGGUGACGGGCGGCAGUGGGCUGGUGGGGCGAGCGAUAGAGCAUGUUGUAAAAGAGGAGAGCGGAGCGAGAGAAGAAGAAACAUGGAUAUUCCUGUCAUCCAAAGAUGCUAAUCUUAUGAGCGCUGAAGAGACGAGAGCGGUCUUUCAGAAACAUCGUCCGACGCACGUCAUUCAUUUGGCCGCGAUGGUGGGAGGACUCUUCAGAAACAUGAGACAGAACCUGGACUUCUGGAGGAAUAAUGUGUUUAUUAAUGAUAACGUGCUGCAGGCGGCUCAUGAGUUCGACGUGGUGAAGGUCGUUUCUUGCCUUUCCACCUGUAUCUUUCCUGAUAAAACCACCUACCCUAUAGAUGAGACCAUGAUCCACAGCGGUCCUCCUCAUGAGACUAAUUUCGGUUAUGCUUACGCCAAACGCAUGAUUGACGUCCAGAACAGGGCGUUAUUUCAGCAGUAUGGACGGCGAUACACAGCCGUCAUCCCCACGAAUGUAUUCGGACCCCACGAUAACUUCAACAUUGAGAACGGACAUGUCCUGCCGGGACUGAUCCACAAGACGUACCUGGCCAAGAAGGAAGGUAAACCUCUGCAGGUCUGGGGUUCGGGUCGUGCUCUGCGUCAGUUCAUCUAUUCUCUGGAUCUGGCUCGUCUGUUUCUGUGGGUUCUGAGGGAGUACGACGAGGUGGAGCCCAUCAUUCUCUCAGUUGGAGAGGAAGAUGAGGUGUCCAUAAAGUUUGCUGCGGACGCUGUGGUUGAAGCUUUGGGCUUUGAAGGUGAUGUGAUCUUUGACACUAGUAAAGCAGACGGUCAGUUCAAGAAAACGGCCAGUAAUGCCAAACUACGCAAAUACCUGCCAGACUUCGAGUUCACGCCAUUCAGAGCUGCCAUCAAGGAGACGUGUGAUUGGUUUGUGGCAAAUUAUGACUCCGCCCGUAAAUGAAGAGCUCCUCAUCUGAUUGGCUGACUGUUCAAUGCUGGAAAGCAACCAAGGACUGAUCAAACAAACAACACUUAAUCAUUUUUACAAAGACAAACUCAUGCAACACUGCCGGUUAACCCGUCUUUCCAUCCUUAUUUAAGGGUUUUCUUCAAAUAUGUUCAUUUUCCUGGUAUGCAGUUAUUAAAACUGCAGAAUGCUGGGUUUUUAGAUGCAUUAAUGAAUGCAUGAACCGCUUCAGACUGCACGAGCUGACAUCGCCCUCUAGCGGAUGUGUGCGGGACAGCCUUAGUAUCUCAACCAAGGUUUAAGAUUAACACUAGCCUAAAGAAAGUAAAAACCCACGGUGGUGAGUAUUUCAAAAUGUGUACAUUUUUUUUUUAAUGGUUUUUAUAAUUAAUGCAUGGUUGUGAGAAAGUAGUGCAGUUAUAUUAAAUCUAUAAAUAUAUCAUGUAUUUCGACGCGGUACAUGUUUGCAGCUAGACUGUAUAAAUCUGUUGUCAGAAAAACACUGCUUCGUGAGGCUUGAAUCAAACUCACCGAGUCACGUGGUAUCAGCAAAUGUUUCCAGUCAUACUUUUUUUGGGGGUUUUGAAACGAUACAAAAUAUGCUGCUAGAUUGUGAUCUCGUGAACCAAUGAAGGAGUUUCUAAUAGUUGACUUUGGGUCAGUUUUAUGAUGUAGGUUCAUUUCUAAUUAAUUUAUUCAAUUGCAGAACUGCCAGUCUGUAUGCAUUUUGACCUGAAAGUACGCUGGUACGAUUUGUCACUCUGAACUGUGCAGAAAUCGAGUGACGUCUCUGUCCACGCGCAGUAUUCAAAACAAACAGAAAAGAUGUGCACGAGCUUCUGCUUUAGCGAUUCUUCACUGAACUCCACAGACUUCUUUCAGAACGAGCGCCAAACAGAGCAAUAACUCUGAGUCAAGUACACAUUUUACGUAUAUGUGUGAUAGCACUAACAGUAAAGUGUAAUGGGGUAAUCAAAAUAUCCAAAAGACUUAAUUAGUCUUUGCAUUUUAUUAUUUUCAUUUUUAAGUUAGUAACUUAAUUUUUUCUGCUUUGAAAUAUUUUUUUUUUUUUUUUGAUUGCAAUGUUACAGCGUAAUGUGAUUUUAACCCUUUUUUGCUCCUACAUGCUUAAUCACUUUAUUUGUUUAAUCCAAAAACAAAACACCAAGAUUUAUAGGCUACCAUAUACUGCAAAUCAGCCAAAAUAUAAAAAAAGAUAUGAAUUUUUGCUCAUGUUGCCCAGCCCUAUAUAGAAGUGUACUGGAGUUUUUUUCUUUAUAUAUAUAUAUAUAUAUAUAUAUAUAUAUAUAUACACACAAAAAUGUCCCAAGAUUGGCAUGUCUGCAAUUCAAAUAAUUGAUGCGUAUAUGAUGCAAUAAAAGAGAAUGAUAUUUUAAGGCAGGGUAGGUGUUAUCAGAAAGACUAGUGUUGAAAGCAUAAUAUCCCACCCUCUGUGCAUAAUCACUCUCCUAAGCCACGCCUUCAAGAGGCUAAAUAGAGACACGCCAUUGGUGGAGGGUUGACUGCAACGCUGUUGGAUGACAUCAUGUCUCAUUCACCGGUGAGAAGACAUUACAGUAUAAUGCGCAUAUAACAGUGCGUUGAAUAUUACAAUAAUAAUAAUAUUUCGCUCCCGCUCGCUCGCUCUGCAAUAGCGUAGUGUAACCGACUGAAGAGUAUCAUGUCUGCGCGUAACAAAUAAUAAUUUUAAACCGAAUCACCUACUCUUCCUUUAAUGUUGCGUAAUAACGCACAAAUCAAUAAAUCAUAUUUUACAGAAUUUUCAAAUUUAAGGCUAUUUAAUUGUUUAUUGCACACUUUAAUGAAAACAUUUGCAUGUAGUGGCUGCUUUUUCGUUCGCACUUACACCGUUUGACCAGUAGAUGGCGCCGGUCUAUAGCGCUUCGACUCCGCCUCGACACAUUUUAUGAAGUAACUGGUUCAUUUGAUUCAGUGCUUUGUAAAGCUUCGUUUCUUAGCCAGACCGUUGAAACCGCUUACUUCAGAAGAGACAUGCAGUGCAGAGAGAAGUGAAAUUUGGCUUUUCUUCGUGGAUCACGUGAUUGGUGCUAAUCUGCUUGUGGCUAGCCCACAUUGAAUGUCGUUUAAAUUCUGUUGCGUUUAUAUGAAAAUACAUCUGCAAAGACCCAAAGUCAUGUUCAUUUAGAGGUGCGUUUUAAUAAAAUAAGAACACUCUGGAAUGAUUUUAUAUGUUGGACCUGGCCACGCUUUGAAAACGACAACAGAAGUAAAGAGAGCUGCGUUUAUUAAACAUCGUAACAAAAUAGUCACAAUAUAUUAUGGUUGACCUAGAUGAAUGAUCACAUGUCUGAUUUUAUUCGAACUCUGUAUUGUACACUUUCUCUGUUUUACUGAUCUGUCUGGGUUUAUUUUCUAACGAUAUGUACUGUAUAGUUUAAUAGUAGCCUACGCUUGUAUUGUAAACGAUGCUUUCCUAUAUGAAGGAGUUUUGGACUAUGGUUUCCUGAAUCACACAGAAACCUGAAGCCUCAGUAUUAUAUGGUCAAGACCAGGGCUCGAAUUGCAGGGGGAUGGCAUCCUCCUUUGUUGAAAUAAAAUGACAAAAAGCAUCUCCUCUGUAAAACCACCAUCCCCUUUACAUUAACAAUGUUGUGUGUAAUAUAAAACUUGAAAUGCAUAAUAAAUGAUGUUGGUUUCCUCUG
Molecule: messenger RNA, 3939 nt
Organism: Carassius gibelio (silver crucian carp)
Lineage: Eukaryota; Metazoa; Chordata; Actinopteri; Cypriniformes; Cyprinidae
Product: GDP-L-fucose synthase
Exons: 10
Coding region: 272-1249 (325 amino acids)
Biological process (GO): nucleotide-sugar biosynthetic process
Molecular function (GO): GDP-L-fucose synthase activity
Source: RefSeq, a predicted model, not a curated record